This is a messenger RNA of Fomitopsis serialis, 1275 nucleotides long. RefSeq lists its product as uncharacterized. NCBI's taxonomy places the organism in Eukaryota, Fungi, Basidiomycota, Agaricomycetes, Polyporales, Fomitopsidaceae. The record is from RefSeq and is a predicted model, not a curated record. The coding region runs from base 226 to 1182 and encodes 318 amino acids. The transcript has 4 exons.
ACUACGCCUGCCUUGUAUGGCUAGUUCGGUGACGAUCGCGGGGAUGUUCGCGCAUGAAUGUUCUUCCUUGGGGCCACAGAUUGCGAUCGAUGACGUUUUAGGAUGUUGACUAAUGUCCCGAAUGUGUGCUCUUUAGAUCGCCACACAAUCAGAGUUGCCCAUCUGCAUCCGCACUCUGCUAAAGUAGCUCAUCGCGAAUCACUGAGCCUAUCCGCAUAGUUGAAUAUGACAAAAUACGUACUGACGGGUGCGACUGGUGGGCUUGGCUCGCAAGUGCUCCUGUUCCUUCUGCAUCUCGUGCCUGCUUCCGAUAUCAUCGUCUCGCUACACAACCCUGCCGGCGCAUCGCCCACGAUCGUCGCGUCUGGCGUCGACAUCCGACAAGGCGACUACGCCGAUCCAGCUUCCCUGCACAAGGCCUUCUCAGGUGCCGACAAGCUCCUGCUCGUCUCCUACCCCUCCAUCGCGUACGAGCUCCGCGUGCGCAUGCACAAGACCGCGAUCGACGCUGCCAAAGCCGCCGGGAUCAAGCACAUCUACUACACCAGCCUCGCGUUUGGGUACGGCGCACAUCGCGACCUCGUGCCCUCCGGAGAGCGCGAGAGUGUUGCGGAGGUGAUGCAGGCGCACCUCGACACAGAGGCGUACCUCAAGCAGAGCGGAAUAACGUACACGAUCAUCCGGGAGGGCAUCUACAGCGAGAGCUACCCGCUCUACUUUGGGUUCUGGAGCCCGACCGAGGGCAUGGGCGAGGUCGUCGUCCCGUAUGGAGACGGCGGGAUCGCAUGGGUGAACCGCCCGGAUUUGGGCGAGGGAACGGCGAGGAUCAUCUCUGCAGAGAACGGAUACGAAAACCGCACGCUCCUCCUCUCCGGCACCCGCGUCGUCACCCUGUCCACCCUCGCCUCCACCAUCUCUUCCCUCCUCGGACGGACCAUCCGUCUCAAGGUCGUCUCCGAAGAGAAUAUGUCGCCACGCACACAGGCCGUCCUGGCCCUCGCGGCGAGGCCGACUUCCUCAGGAAAUGGGCGACACCUACCGCGCGUUGAUACGUGGCGAGUGUGCCGUUGCGGACCCAACGCUAAGGAGAUCAUCGGGAGGGAACCGACAUCGUUUGAGGAGACGGUCCGGGGUAUGCUAGGCGUCCGCGGGGAGGGCGUGGUGGAGCAGUACGCGAAGUGAUUACCAGACGUGUAAGGUUCUUACGUUGUCGGAGAACGCUACGUGUUGUUGGUACAUGUACUACUAUGUUACCCUUCUUCACGCCGACCUCCU